Molecule: messenger RNA, 3309 nt
Organism: Doryrhamphus excisus (bluestripe pipefish)
Lineage: Eukaryota; Metazoa; Chordata; Actinopteri; Syngnathiformes; Syngnathidae
Gene: ttc14
Product: tetratricopeptide repeat domain 14
Molecular function (GO): nucleic acid binding; protein binding
Source: RefSeq, a predicted model, not a curated record
CUUGUUUCACACAAUUGCUUUUGAGUGUUACACACCACGUCAGUCCGCACUUUCCAGACAGGCUAGGUUCAGCUAAACAUUUAAUGGUAUCAUUUCAGCACACGGAAAACUUACAUGGCGUAUAAUUGGGGGUAAAUUAUGGACAAUAAUUUCAAUUAGUAAAAGGAAUUCAUCAUUGGGGUAGACUGGGUUUUACGGAGAUAACAAAGGCAUAAUCCACUAGCUACCGUUCAGCUCUAUUAGCAUGGAAGUUUGCACCGCUAGUGCCGCUCUAAGUUAUAUCGAUUCAUUAACUAUACAUACAUUGUAUCGUUAGUUUUAUACGCGGAAUGUUCAGUGUUCAAUUAUUUUUGCGUUAGUUGGUAGUUUUUCGCCUGCUCUUUUAGCACUACCACGAUGUGAGAUAUUCCCAUAAUGGACAGAGACUUGUUGAGACAGUGUUUGACUUAUCACGGAGAGUCGUUAUUCAACAUGCUUCAAUGUGAACAGACUGAAAACCCAGACUUUCAAGCAGUGGUGACUGACGUUUGCAAGGCUGUACAUGAAAGCAAUGGUGAAGGGCAGAGAAACCCUCUUGUGGAGCAGUUCAUAGCCAGGAAGGCUGACAUUCUUUUCUGUCCAUCGUGGAAGAUAGCAGUUCCUAAAGAUGAGAAGCAUGGAGACGAAGAGGCUGCAGAGCCUUACGCUGUCAUGCCACCACUGGAGUUAUUAAUGGGCGUGUCUUUUGAGGAAAGAAGGGCCAUGCUGUAUCGGGAUUUGGAACGAGGAGACAUUGUGGUUGGGAGAAUCAACAAUAUUCGAGAAUAUGGCUUUUUUCUCACUCUGAUUUGCAUGGCGGGAGGAAUGAAUCGAGACAUAGAAGACCUGGAGUUAUCUGCUCUUUGUCACAUUAGGGAAAUUCCCUCAGGUGGCAGCCAUGACGAUCCUUUGGCCUACUACCAGAUCGGAGAUUUAAUCAGAGCUGGCGUCAAAGACAUUGACCGCUACCAGGAAAAAAUCACUGUAUCACUCCUCCAAGCAUCGCUUUCAUCCAGAUCGGCGUGCAUCCAGCUCGGAGUCAUAACCAGGGAGGAGCUGCCUGUGCACUAUAAUCGUAGUGUCCGUGCAGCCAGUGACUCCAGGGAGACAUACGAGCGUAUACUAAGAGGUUGCCACGGCUACCACAACCCCUCUGUCGUGGACUACUUGCUGGACAACAUUGGCGUUAGUGACAUCCACCCACCGUCAAUGAUGAGAGGACUACAAAGCAAACUGUUUAAAAAAGAAGAUUUUGCAUCUGCUAUUCGGGAAAAACAGUCUGCAUCCUGGGCUUUGAAAUGUGUCAAGGCAGGUGUGGACCACUUUAAGCAUAACCGGCAUGUAGAAGCCAUGAAUGAGUACAACAAAGCCUUGGACAUUGACUCGAAAAAUGUGGAGGCACUGGUAGCUCGAGGAGCUCUGUAUGGUAAUAAAGGCAGCAUCUUGAAGGCCAUAUCAGACUUUGAACUGGCCCUGGAGACCUGUCCAGAUCACCGCAAUGCCAAGAAGUACCUCUGCCAAACACUGGUUGAGAGAGGAAAACAACUGGAGGAACAGGAGAAACUAGUAACAGCAGAAGGGGUAUACAGAAGAGCUCUUUCGCUGGAUGAUGCAAACCCUGAGGCCCAGGAAGCAUUGAACAAGAUCACAGAGACUAUACAGAAUUCCAUUCGCCUCCGGGAAGAAGCGCUCACUAAAGAAGUGGAAGGAAAAGCUAGGAGCAGUCAAACCAGUGCUGAGAAAUUGCGUAAGAUCUUAAAAGAGGAGAAAAGGAUGAAACGAAAACGAAAAAGAUCGGCCUCUUCCUCUUCAUCAUCCUCUUCCUCUAGGAGCACUUCCACAUCAUCGUCCUCGUCGGAUCACAGGAGGUCCAAAAAGAAGAAAAAGAAGAAGAGGAGGUCACAACGGGAAAGCAAGCGCCAUCGCAGGCUCUCUUCAAGAGACAGCAACAGGAGGAGUGAAGAGGGUAAGGGUGUGAAAAAGAGAAAGGAGAAAGAGGAGGAGGAUGAGGAGUUGGAGUGGUAUCCAGAACCGCCCAACACCUCUGCCACCUUUCUGAACCAGAAAGGAGGUCAAGGUUUUGGAGUAAUGGAUGAGGAGGAUGAUAAGGCAAGGCAGAAGGGUAAAGAUGUUCAUACCCCAAGGAUCUGUCUAUAUUCUUUGUCAGCCUCAGAUGAUGAAGAGUCUGAAUGUCCUUCACAUAUCGGAAAGAACAACAGGAAUCAAUCAGAAAGCACCUCCAGGAGGAAGAAAAGUAGCAGCCCAAGUCCAGAAAGAAGUAAGAGUAGAGAUAGUAGUUAUAGGAGCAUAGAGAGAGCAAAUGAGGAUAAAAGAAGGACCAGUGGGACUGAAAGAAGAAGCAGUUUAGAUGAGAGGAAGCGCAAAGUAUCUUGCUCAUCAUCUGAGUCGGUAUACACCAGAAAACCUAUGAAAACAGAGUUUUCCAGGAGGAGCUCCUUGGGAGGUGAAAGGUAUGAAACCCAAGGCUGGGAGCAAGAUGAGAGACAGAAAGAGAAAGGUAGGAGUAAGGAAGCUGGGGGAGACGAGGUCGAUGGAAAGCAAUCAGAUGCAUCUGACAUGCAAGCUGAGCAUGGUGCAGAGAUUUUGGCACCGGCGGGAAGGGCCAAAAAAGACCUUCCCGCAAACCUGCUGGACAUCUUUAACCAAAUUGCAAAGUUUGAGAAGAAUAAAGGUGUUCGACCAAAAAAGUAGUUUACAUGGAUCAUGAUUUCCAUUUUGGAAAUGUAAACCCCUAUUCUGAAAAGUUUAAAAUAAAUCAAUUUUAUGUUUUAAAUGCACGUUAUUAAUAUGUUGCCAAUGCUUUCUUCCAACACUGUGGGAGAGAGGACCAUCAUUGUUUUACAGGUGAACUUCUGUUGUUUUGGGGCUUUUGCUAAAGCUACCACACUUGGAAGAAAAAGUCUUAAUUCCUGGUAGGAACGUGCCUGGAAAAACACCAAAACCUGUAUGUACAGUACCUUUCAGCAUUAAUGAUGCCUUCAAGUUGUGCACAAUACCAAUAAUGCCAUAGGAGCUGACAUUGUCACGUGUGCUAGUGCACAAUAUGCUUAAAUGUAACUGUAAAAAAAAAAAAAAAGAUUGCAUGUGCAGCUCAUAAAGUGGGGUGAGACAUACCCAGUACAUUUUUAUUGGAAUGUCACACUCAGCAUUGUGUAUUGGUUUAGUACAACUGAACUGCUAAUUUUUGUCCAAGUUUUUUUAUUUGUUGUUUUCUGUAACUAAAAUGCAGGAUGUGACUGAAGAAUGUGAAUAAAGUCUUAUCUAAAUGUC